AUGGAUAUUAUCAACUCUCGAAAUACAUCUGUUGAAAAUUAUGAAAACCCUUCUUUGGAAGAUAACUCUAAUGUUGUUAUACAAGAGGAUGAUUUGUACUCACCUGACGAAGAUGAUAGUGAUUCUGAAGAAUCCAAAACAUUGACGAUUAGGCACAGCAUCCUUUCUCUCAGGAGAUAUUACGAAUACACUCUUAAAUUUCCUGACCCCAAGUAUAUGUUCGACCUUAAAGCAAAAGGGCUCACUACUCCUGAAAAAUUCGUUGAAUGGUGGAAUGGGAAUAAUCCUGAUUUUCAGAUCACAGUUGAUUCAAUCGAGGAAUGGACCUAUCGCGAAGAUGAGAACCCCUCCCGCUAUAAUUGUCAUUGGGGAGAGUAUGGAGAUUAG
This is a messenger RNA of Acaulospora morrowiae, 387 nucleotides long. Lineage: Eukaryota; Fungi; Glomeromycota; Glomeromycetes; Diversisporales; Acaulosporaceae. The record is from the annotation of a GenBank genome assembly.